AUGACCACGUUUGUCAAGUGGACACGCGAUUGGGACGCUGAUUGGGACAUCGCCUGGAUCACUCUGUCGGACCCUGUUGGGUACACUAGCGGCUGGAAGGGCAUCCGCACCGCCGAGUACGCACCGGGCACCAUCCUCAACGUGGCGGGCUAUGGCGGCGACUGCCCUUCGGGGGGGGAUUGCUCCGACAACAUGAAGACCAUGGCGUGUAAGAUCGAGUCGGACUGCACCAACAGCCAGCGCUACUACUACACGUGCGACACCAUCGGCGGCAUGAGUGGCUCUGGCGCCUACCUCUACUACCCCUCGCUGCCCGUCCCUGACAACCGCUUCGUCAUUGGCGUUCACGCCUACGGCAGAGCAGCUUCGCGCUCCUGCCACACCAUCCGAAACUGCUUCAACAGCGCGACGUGUGGCGACCCCGUGGGGUUCAACCGCGCUGUCCGCAUCCGCCCCAACAUCCUCGCCACCAUGUGCGCCAACACAGAUGAUAUGUUGUGUUUUUGA
Messenger RNA from Emiliania huxleyi CCMP1516, 507 nucleotides. RefSeq lists its product as hypothetical. NCBI's taxonomy places the organism in Eukaryota, Haptophyta, Isochrysidales, Noelaerhabdaceae. Bases 1 to 507 code for a protein of 168 amino acids. The transcript is spliced from 3 exons. The record is from RefSeq and is a predicted model, not a curated record.